UUCUACUAGCCGCCAUUUUCGCGUUAAGUUUUUGAGAGCGAGAUAGAACGUUGUGUGUAUAUUUAGCAUGUAUGCAUUUUCGGAAUGUUUCGGUAUUUAAAAUGUGUGUUAUGAUAAGUGCUUAUUGUGCUGAUUGAUGUGCAUCGGAACAAAAUGGAAUAAUAAAUUUGAAUAAAGCACCAUCAGCGAUAUUGCUUGAACCCAAUGGCUGAAAAUGAUAAGGGCUUCAAAAGCAGAACCAACAAUGUAUCGAACACAUUCCAAGAAGCAGCAAUCGUUCAUCAAUCUCCGAUUUCCGCACAUACAACCGGGAUAGUACCUUUACCUCUGGGAAGCAGGGGUCCUAGAAGUCUUUAUUUAAAGAGGCAUGGUGGCUCUUUUGGAUUCACAUUACGCCAUUUCAUCGUGUAUCCCCCAGAUGGAAUCGAGACGUCUUUGGACAGACAAGCAGCGGCUGUUGGUGCUCUCAACAAGCCGAUGGACACGAUUUUCGUAAAGAACGUGGCUGCUAGAGGUCCCGCACAUUUGUCUGGUUUGCAAAAGGGUGACAGGAUCGUCGCUGUAAACGGCGUCCCAGUUGUCGACAGGAGUUACGCUCAGGUCGUUCAUCUCAUCCAACACGGUCCCGAUUAUUUGCAUCUUCUGGUUGUUCCAAAAGAGGAAGACGUGUUACAAAAGUUUUUCGCCGACGCUGCUCAUAAUCCGAUCAGCAAUCAGUUGCCCAAACAGCAACAGGAGCAGCUUAUCUAUCCGCAUCUCAAUCCCAAUCCGUAUCACGAUUCGCACUUUCAAGUCGACGUGAACUCGUGGAAGUCUCUGCAGGAACCGACGUACACUUCUAUAGACUACGAUAGGUUAGGACGUCAAAACAUCUACUCGAGAACUCCUCAUCAGCUGCAGCAGCAUCAACAACAAGUGAUUAGAAAUAAUUCCCGCGAACAGCACUCCCAUAAGAGACCUCCCCAAGAACAUCAGAAACAUAUCUAUGCCGAACUUUGCCCCGAUGACUCCAUCCAGAGGCCGAAGGCGCAACCCCAGGUGCCCCUUUACAGGAAAAUGGGUCGACGGGCCAGCGAGGGUAACGUGCUCUACGAUCCGGACUAUUGCGAGAAUCCCAGAUUUGUGAACGGAAAUGAAAUGGCUGUAAAUAGUUUAAGAACUAAAUGUGACAGUGUUGUUAAUAAUACGACUAGCACGAUGCCGGUGGCCAGUUACGUGAAUUCGGCAGCCUACAGGCUCAGUCUUGACGGAGGUCGAAGGGAAUCGUCCUCUUCACUCGGCUCGUCAUUUGCCGAUGGCAGCAAAGACAGUUUGAGCUCGUUCGAUUCCACAUCGACCUUAACGGGUCAUGAAACGGACGAUUCGGUGAUAAUGAACCGUUUGAGGAGGAACUUUCAGCAGAAAGAGGAGUUCCUUAGGAGCAAACCUAUCGAAGUAAUCCAACGAGAGUUUUACGGGAGGCCGAAGAAACUGGAAAAACCCAUGUGGCCUCCGAACGAAACCGAUAAACAAAACAUGAACUCCCAAAAAAAUAAAAUGGACGUAGACAAAGAGUUGGAUUAUAUUACGUCUACCAGGAAUGGUGGUGGUGGUGGUAAUAUCAGUAGUUAUCCUCAACAGAAAGGAGUUACGUCUCCUAAAGAAAAUUUGAGAUUCACCCCAGAAAGUGCCAAGCCUCAGGAAGGGUCAGUAGCACCCACAGGUCUGAUGGACAGUUCAACAGGAGCCCAAGAAUCUGCAUCCACUAACGAGUGCAUCGAAACAGACAAAAGAAUGCCUCUCCCAAAUCUCCAAAUGGUGUCCAAACGUGCCAAACAGUUCGAGUCGGGCAAGCCGUUGCCCGAAGACGACCCCAUGGCAAACGACCGCACCAGCUUCUACAAAAGUGAACUGGCACGGUUGAGCAACAAGCGCGUGGUCCCUAACGUAACAGACCGUGCUCACGAGUUCGAGUCGAGGGCUUCGUCCCUGGAACCGCGAAGGGAUCCAAGCGGCAGCUCGACCAAUUCGUUCGCCUCGACCAAAACCACCAGCGAAAAUAGAAGGGUGCAUAGGGACAGUCGGUCGUUAGAAAGCUCAGGAAGUACGACAAGUGUUUGCAGUGACGCAUCGCAAAAGCUUUCGGGCAACGUGUCAAUACCCAUCGGGGGUAAAUAUAUUCAUGUACCACCGCCAGCAGAUUAUGUUCAGAAAGAUGUGCCGGAUGUAGAGAACAGUGUAACUCGACAACAUAUGCGUUCGAAUUCGGCAGACUCGUGGGCCUCGGCGGUAGAGGAGCUGCCCCCCUUGAGCAAGUCCGAAUCACUUACGAAACAAGCGCAAGAGAAAGUAAGCAAAACGAUACAGGAAGCCAUGGAGGGUAUGCCAUCGUUGAUACCGAAAUCACCCCCGAUCGACAAGUUCCUGACUCCUCAAUCUCCGCCCCCUCUCAUACCAGAACCGGUCGAAGAUAUGCACACUUCCUCCCAACCGUCUUCGCCCAAAUCCCCCCCAAUUCGUCCUAACCAUCUGACCCUACCGUUCCCCGUUAGGCCUGCCAGAAAACACGGAUCUGCUUCGACCCGAUCAUUAUCUCCAGCCUACUUCCCCAAUUCAGAUCAGCCCGUAGUUUUAAGAAGGAAAAAACACAACGAUCUUACUGACGAAGACAAAAUUGUCAGAAGAGAGUCGUACCUGAAAGCGACCGGUAGUGGGAGGAUGUACGUUGACGAGGACGAGGACAAUGCAUCUCCUAUCUCACACAGACAUGCCCAUAGAAAGUGGCGUCCUCCCCUGUUUCCCGGGGACAUUCAGCAACUUCGCAAGCUUUUCGAAGAAGCUGCUUCAUCUCUUGGAGGCAGCACGAGUGAAGGCAGCAGUGGCAACGUGUCGCUCGAGAGGGACAAAUCGUCGUAUCCGAGCAGCCCCUUAGACAAAGACAGGGUAAUCAAAGAAGGCCCUUUGCAGUGUAAAAUUGCAGAAAUUGAUGGCAAGCGUGCUGCAGAUAGGUCGUGGAAGCAGGUUUGGGCUGUACUACGAGGACCUAGGUUGUACUUCUACAAGGAAAGGAACCAUCAGAGUCCAUCCGAUUCCGCCGAUCAAACGUUAUCGAACGGCGUGGACAUGAGAGCGAGUUGCGUGCGUGUCGCAGAAGACUACACCAAGAGGAAGCACGUCCUCCGGGUGUCCUCGGCAUUACCGUGCCGCUCAGAGAUUCUGCUCCAGGCGGACAACACACUCGAUCUGGCCGAUUGGGUCAAAGCGCUCCAGGAGCAAGUGGCAGCGACGACAGAUGUUGAAGAAAAAAUUGAUCCUCUGUCAUCUCCUACAAAGCAACAGGCUGUGCCGCAACAAGUGCCCGCAUCCACAACGAUCCAAGUGCAAGGAUCAAGCCAGUCGCCGGUUAGCAAGACUCGCAAGUCCUUGUCGCAUUCGGCCAUUGACGGAAGUGGAGGUGCCGUUGGGCCCGUCAGUCCGAAACCGAAGACUUGGCGGGGGCGCAUGGUCAAGCAAAUCCGUAAAAUACAAGGCGCGAGUUCGCCCAGCUCCCCCGUAGCUCCUGAAGGAUCAACUUUUGGAGUUCCCCUGGAACAGUGCUAUCCUUCCUACAGGAACCAGUAUAUUCCGCGGAUAGUGGAAGUGUGUACCGAAAUUGUUGAGAAUAAGGGUUUAGAAACCAUAGGAAUUUACAGGGUCCCUGGUAACAAUGCAGCAAUCACGGCUCUUACCAAUGCAGUCAACCAGUGUUACGAUGGAGUUCCUUCUUCAGACUCUCACUGGAAUGAUAUACAUGUAGUAAGCAGUCUCCUGAAAUCGUUCUUUAGGAAAUUACCGGACGCUCUACUAACGAAACUACUUUAUUCCAAGUUUAUAGAAGCGGACAAGAUUGAAAAUCCCUAUCUGCGCAUGCAAGAACUUAAAAAAGUCGUUAAUCAGCUUCCACCUCAUCAUUACCACACACUCAAGCAUCUAAUGCUCCAUCUGAAAAAAGUCACGGACAAAGGGCAUAUCAACAAAAUGGAAGGCAAAAACUUGGCCAUCGUUUUCGGCCCAACACUGUUUCGUACUUCAGAAGAUGACAUGGCCACCAUGGUCAAUGAUAUCAAUCAUAAUUAUAGGAUCGUCGAAUCCCUGAUUUGCCACGCGGACUGGUUCUUUUCGGAAGAUCCGUCGGUUCCUUUAAAUUUAGGCAUGACCUCCGUACCAACAGAAGAAACGCAGACUGAAUCUGAAAUGGCAUCCAGCAAAGCUCUUUUGUUGGACAACAUAAGCAAAAUUGAAAAUCUUAAAGACCAAAAAGAAAAGAAGGAAAUUCUAUCAUCCAUUAUAUCAGCAGCUCAUCGGAAAGUAAUGAGGAAAACGAUGAAAAGCGUCCCGAGUUCUCAAGAAAUGAAAGAAGACUCUACCACUACUGAAAACAAAGAAUUUACAUAUCAAAGUAACGUUCCUUCGGUUUUAAAGGAGAAUAAUCCAUCUGCAGAGACCAAAACCCGGGCUCAUAUUAUUCCGACUACUGUAGUGGAUAUGGAAAAACCUCCCCUCACGUCAUCCUCAAGUCAGUCGGAAAAAGUGCCGUGGUUCAAUUAUUCUGCAGAUCAAGAAAAUUUCCGUCGUCGCAUAGAAAACUUCAUUCAAGAGACGCAAGCGAAUCUGCAACGUUCCCGGAAAACGGAACUUUACGCUAAUCCAAGCCUGGAAAACUUCCUGGCCAGUUUACCAGGAUCCAAUUUUUCCUCUGCUGGUUCGAACUCGAUAUACACGGUGCCGGCAGGCAACGGGGUACAAUACGAAAACGUACCUGUGGGUGGAAUGAAAAUUAACGGCUCCGAUGUCCUAAAGAAUAAAGGGGGUGUGUAUCGUGUGGGAGGGAGCAAUAUAAACAAUAAUAACAACGACAAUGUGACUGGGCGACAAAGGAUCACAAGUUCGAUGGAAAACGUUCACAGGGCCGUUAUAGAAGCUGCAAGUAACAGUGCAAAUGCUAACGUGAAGAAAAUUAGAUACGGAAAUGAGAAUGACCUUAAUCAAAGGUCAGGAUCUCUAGAUUCCAUUCACAAGAUUAAUUGUACAGAUGAAGGUAACGACCUUCAAGCAUCUAUAAUGGAAAUAUUCGAUAAAAAGAAGAAGAUGUUGAAUCCUCUAGCAGCAAACGACGACCAGGUCCACGACACUCCUAAAACUCAGACUACCUGUAAACAGUUACGUGACAGUUCUCAGCUGGUGUCCCCCAGUUCACCAAAACUCUAUCGCAAUCCCAGUCUACACAAGAGUGUCCUUGCAGCUGCGUUUAAUAUUAGCGAGCUUCCAAACGAUAAAGACGACAAGUCAUCUAAAGAGAGCGAUGUCGAAGAAAAAGAUAAGGACUCGACAGAUGGUAUCCCGGAUAACGAUAAGGAUAUUACGAAAAAGAAAAAAUGCGCAAAUUUUGAAGUUAACGCUUCAAAAUUAAAACGUUCGGAGUCGUUGAAUAAACCAGAGCGUAGCUCUAGCGUUUCUGUACCAGGCAGUAAGCUGAAAAGGUCGGAAAGUUUAAAUAAAACUCCUUCAGAGCGAUCUAAGAAGCACGAAAGUCUUACCAAACAUGAAAAGACCGAAAGUAAUUUAAACAAGAGACGCGAACAGUUGACCCGACGGGGAAAUAAGGAGGUUACAAAACUUAAACGGAAAAAUGGCAUGCCUGAAAGAUCGAUUAAACGAAGACACACAGUGGGGGGCACCAAAGAUUUCGACAAAGUCAGUUGGCUGGAUAACAGACAUCAACAAGAAAAAUCGGAUGCUGAAAGAGACUCUAUUACAGAGAAAACGUCAUCUUUACGUACCAGCUCUCCAGAUCUCAGUUCGACAAGACGUGAGAGGCUCUUUUUCGAAGUGAGUCUCGUAGGACCCGAAAAUAUGGUUGUCGCAUUGAGGCAGCAUCUUAUUGGGGCGCGACCUCAAAGUCUACCUGAGCCUACGAUGUUCACCGUGCCUCUGGAAUCUCACGUAUAAAAGGUAGGCCUUGUAUCAGGUCCUUUUCGUAUUUCAUUCCGUUUUGUUGUCUAUUGUCCGGAACAGCGAUAUAUAAGGAAAACUGAUGAUGCCUUUAAAUUUCAAAAGAGUGAAGCUAAACAUAUAUCAUAUAUAUGUGUGUAAAUGUAGCUUAAUCAAUAAGAAAUCGUUUUGCACUAAUAGAAUUUGUAGCUUUAAAAGUUUCGCAAGUCUUCGAUUAAUAUUUAUUGG
Agrilus planipennis (emerald ash borer) is the source of this 6198-nucleotide messenger RNA. RefSeq names its product rho GTPase-activating protein 21. Lineage: Eukaryota; Metazoa; Arthropoda; Insecta; Coleoptera; Buprestidae. Gene Ontology annotation, molecular function: phospholipid binding; protein binding. The transcript is spliced from 24 exons. Gene Ontology annotation, biological process: signal transduction. The record is from RefSeq and is a predicted model, not a curated record. The coding region runs from base 205 to 5967 and encodes 1920 amino acids.